GAACAAGUUGUCUAUCACUGCGGCCUUAUGUCAACCGGUGACAUACGCACGAACUUGAUUCGGUGCGAACAUAGGAGAAAUUGAAGGAAUUGAGAUGUCAACGGAGAAAUUCUAGCGAAGUUUAUCCAUCGUAAGAUGCCGGAAUAUAGCCAAGUUCGUACAAGUGCUUUUCGAGUUGCUUCUGCACAAAUGGAAGAAAUACAACGCCAAUCGUUUGUUUUCGAUCGAGUCUGAUUCCAUCUCACAUUUUUUGUUUUCUUUUCCUAUGCCUGAAACCAGGCAUCCCAGUGAACUUUUUCACGGUCGGAUUUUGUAUGCUGGUGUCUUACAACUCGGGUAGUAGGUUGUGGGUGGUUUGUGUCAAAUGUUCGUUUAUGAAUUUCGGUAAUCAGUAUAUGUGCGGUGUUUGAAUCUUUUGAUAAAAUGCAGAAAAACCAUGAAUUCCGGGAUUCCUGGGUGAUUAGUGGAGACUUGUGUAGAUAUUUAGCGAGUGAAGAUUUCGUGUAAUGAUGACAGUUUGCCUACUGUCUGUAUAAUUUCGAAUGAGGAUUUCAAUAGAGCAAGCUUCGUGAACCGUGCUGCCGGUCAUUUUGUGGGAGCAUAUUUUGCCUGAAAAGAAGAACCAUAAAGCUAAUUAUUUUGACGUUUUUAGUUUUGUUUUGUUUGCCUUCAACCCAGAUUUAGUGGUGGGAAUGAGAGAAAUAUUCCCGAAUAGCGGGGAAAGCCUCGUACAAACGAGAAGAACGAAUGGAAACUGAACGGAGGGGAAUAAUAUAUCUUGAAGAUACAUCCCGAGAUACAAAAAAUUAGAAUUUGCCAGGGAGUUUUACGGGAAAUCAUAAAAUUUCUUCAAAAUGGCCGUGCGAAGUCAUCAAUAUUUCAGUUUAAGGUGGAAUAAUUAUCAAAGUACUAUGACAACUGUCUUUCAACAAUUACGAGAGGAUCAAUCAUUUGUAGAUGUUACUUUAUCUUGUGAACAUGGUUCAAUAAAAGCUCAUAAGGUUGUACUAUCGGCGUGUUCUACCUACUUUCAAAAGCUUCUACUGGAAAAUCCCUGCAAGCACCCAACAGUAAUUUUACCGUCUGACAUUGUAUAUGCGGACUUAAAGACAAUAAUAGACUUUGUUUAUCGAGGCGAGAUUGAUGUUACGGAAUCAGAACUUCAAGGACUUUUGAGGACAGCUGAACAGCUAAAAAUCAAAGGAUUAUGCGAAACUACAGAUCAACUGGAAGAAUCCGCUCCCGAAACGGCACUGAUUACAGUCCCUUUAUCAGAAUCAGAGGAGGCACAACAAUCUCAAUCGAAUAUUAAUGCAUCGAACGCAAUUUGUACAGUGACACAACAAACUAGUAAUACUUCAAUUAAAAAAAGUAGAGUGCGAAAGCGAUCAAAAUCACCUGAUAUAAACGCACAUAAUAAUGAGACGAAUCAGCAGGCUUAUUCGUCCAGUUCUACAGUUGGCUUCAAUUCCCCUAUCUCAGUUGUAUCGACUUUAUCACCAAUAGGAACAGCCCCCGUAGGUACAGUUUCCAGCGUUGAUAUACACCCUACGCAGCAGCAUCACCACAACACACAUCAACAGCAACAAACGCAGAAUUUACAUCAACAGCCCAAUUUAUCUGGAACAUCUGUGAAUAAUCGGAGCCAUGAUAGUAGCUCGCCUUCUGUUAAACCUACUAAGAUUAUAAAAACAGAAGAUAUAUCAAAUAAUGAUGUCAACAGCAAUGCCCAAACGAGUGGGACCAUCUUAACACAAAUUGUGGUAUCACGUGACAAAGACUCCAAGACUAUGGCCAGUUUAGGGAUGGGGAUAAACGGUGGUUUAUUGGGCGUGCCUAUGGGGUUUUUAGACUUUGCACCAGAACCGCCAGCUCCAUCUGCAACACCUGUUACAGAACAGGUUGAUAUGUCCUGUACCCCUAGUACUGAUACUAGAGAUUUAUCAAACUCUAUACCAAAUGGUGGAGAAGUUCGUAUUAAAUUCGAGACUCUUCGUUCUUUAGAUCCCACCGAAUCCCUCGAUAUAGACAAUCAUAUAGCUCAGCAUAUAAUACAGCGUUUAGAUCAAUCACCCAUAGAACAAAUGCAUCCAUCAACGACGUCUGAAGAUAACAAAAUUUCACAACAUCUUAUUCAAAAUAUUAAAACAGAAAUUGUAGACAAGCAGCAUUCUCAUCAGCAGCAACAACAAAUGCAGAGCCAAUCACAACAGCAAGGUCAUCAGGGCAUGUCUGGUAAUACGGUGAUGGAAAUUGAUCCAAAUAAUAUAAAGCAUGAACCUGCAAUGAUAAUAACACCAGAAAUAGUAACGAUGAUGACGACAGGAAAUAUGGAUAUUUACAAUUCAGAUACCAGUGAAGACUCUCUUAUGAUCGCAAAUGGUUCUUCAAAUGAUAAUAAUGAACCCCAAUAUACAAAUCUGGAUCAACAAGAUAUAAAAUUGAAUGGGCCCAAAACGUGGACUCCGGAAGACAUGAAUUCUGCCUUAGAAGCACUUAAAAAUCAUAACAUGAGUCUAACGAAAGCAUCAGUUACAUAUGGCAUACCAUCAACUACCCUGUGGCAGCGCGCUCAUAGAAUGGGCAUUGAUACACCAAAAAAGGAAGGCACAACUAAAUCAUGGAAUGAAGAAGCCCUCAAUAAUGCUUUGGAAGCCUUGCGGACCGGACAGAUAUCAGCAAAUAAAGCAUCAAAAGCAUAUGGAAUUCCGUCCUCUACUUUAUACAAAAUUGCACGACGUGAAGGAAUCCGCCUUGCAGCACCUUUUAAUGCAGCACCAACGACAUGGACACCAGAAGAUCUUGAACGUGCAUUAGAGGCCAUUCGAUCCGGCCAAACUUCCGUCCAAAAGGCCAGUACUGAAUUUGGUAUUCCUACAGGAACACUUUAUGGUAGAUGUAAGCGAGAAGGUAUUGAAUUGUCGCGUUCAAAUCCAACGCCUUGGUCUGAAGACGCUAUGAAUGAAGCGUUAGUAGCCGUAAGAGUCGGUCACAUGUCAAUAAAUCAGGCAGCUAUACAUUAUAAUCUCCCAUAUAGUUCAUUAUAUGGUCGAUUUAAAAGGGGUAAAUAUGAUGCUCCUACGCCAAGUGGUCCACCUGCGAACAAUGCGACGAAUACAUCCACCAAUAUGGAUUUAAUAGAUAAUAGUCCAGAAAACUCGCCAUUCCAAUAUACUCCGGGACCACAAACGGCGCACCAACAACAGCCUCAACAGCAUCAAAUUCAACAGUCAUCACAGCCUCCUAUUCAUUUGCAACACCAGCAUCAUCUCCAGCAACAUACGCAACAUUCGCAACUUCACCCACACCAACCACCUCAGCAGCAUCAUCAACAGCACAUUCAACAACUUGAUGUUACAUCGAGUAGUCAAGUACAUACUCAGCCUGGACAAAUCCAUCAGAUCCAGUACCAUCACCAUCACAGUACACCUGAAAGAAGUUGAGAGUUUAAUGAUAGUAACAAGGACUAAAAAGAGGGUCUUAUAAUAUUCUUGUAAGACAAUGUAAAAAGUUUCAGUUUAUUUUUUUAUGAUAAAUGACAAAUUCGAAUUAAAUUUGAGUAGGUAACAAUAACAAAUAAUAUUUAUCUUAGAGCUAUUAGUGAUAUAACCGAAUCAGUGAGAAAAUAAGGCAGUAGUAAUCGUAAGUAGUUUCGAUUUAGUAAUUAAGUAAAAAAGUCAGAAAUGAACUCAUGUUGAGUUUAUUUACAGUCUUUUAAUUUGUCAUGUAUUAAGUUAAAGAGAAAGAAUAGUUUUCAUACUGGUGUAUGCGACAAAUUAAAUAGUUUUGCUCUUGAUAUAAAAAAGUAAAAUCUUCCCUUUGAAUAUAUCGUCAAAUAUAGUGAAGUUUUUUUUAAUAAACGAGAAAGAAAAAUAGUAUUUAGGUGAAGGUAACUUCAGUUUUAUAACUAUGCAUUAACUCCUAAGAAUAAAGGAGCGGUUCUCUAGAGUUAUAUGUUGGAACAGAAUUAAAAAUGAACAUCUCCAGUUUGCAGAAAAGUUAAAAGGAUAUCUAGUGUGCUGCUUGGGAAACCCUUACGCAAUGUUAAAUUUUAUAUUAACUGGCAUAGUGAACAUCUGCUAAUAUCAUUGUAGUAGUGGAAGAACUUUUUAUCGAAACAAAACUUUAUAUUUUAGUUCAAACUUGCUUUUUCUUGAAAUAUGGCAUAAAGCUGUUAUUUUUGUGAAAAAAAUGUGUUCUUUGUUAAUUCUUUCAGAAAAAAUGUAUUUUAUUUAUUUUUUGCUUCGAAACAUAUUUUUUGUAAUCGGUAAUCUCCAAUCAGAAAAAUACAUUUCUAGAGUAAAUUACUUAAGCUCUCCGUAAAUCUCAACCUAAUUAGUUAUAUUACCAGUUUUAUUUGCAGAAUUCAAUAUCACCUUUGAAGUGGUUCUGAGUUUCGAAUGAAUGUUUAGAGAUGUUAUUAACUCUAGGUGAUAAGAACUACAAAAUUAUGAAUGUACGUAAAAUCUUCCAAUAGGUGCAUAUUGUUUAGAAUGUUGUCACCUUAUUAUGAAAAAAGAUUAUUUAUUCACUGUUAUUUUAUUUUACUUUCAUCUCCAAAAAAGCCCCAAUUGUGAAAACAACUCUUUUUAUUUAAAGUGUAUAGCAACAGAAACUGUUUGCUAUUAAACUUUACAAUUAAUAUUUCCUGCAAAUAAUUUACAAUCUUUGAUGUAUAAAGUAUCAUUCUAUGAAAUUUUGUGCUAAGCAUGUAAUCAAUAUUUAGAUAUUAUAUCAUGAUACCCUUUUAUCAUCCCCUAGUUUAAUUGAUGAAAGUGCAUUAAAUUAAAAGAAAAAAUUUUCUUUGAGCGGUGUAUUAUUUAGAAUGGAAUAAAUCGCAACCAUACGAA
Messenger RNA from Hermetia illucens (black soldier fly), 4850 nucleotides. RefSeq names its product longitudinals lacking protein, isoforms H/M/V (gene psq). The record is from RefSeq and is a predicted model, not a curated record. Lineage: Eukaryota; Metazoa; Arthropoda; Insecta; Diptera; Stratiomyidae. Gene Ontology annotation, molecular function: protein binding; DNA binding. Gene Ontology annotation, cellular component: nucleus. The transcript has 10 exons. Gene Ontology annotation, biological process: regulation of transcription by RNA polymerase II. The coding region runs from base 855 to 3443 and encodes 862 amino acids.